Messenger RNA from Siniperca chuatsi (mandarin fish), 3430 nucleotides. It is a transcript of the gene pde5aa, whose product is annotated as phosphodiesterase 5A, cGMP-specific, a. Gene Ontology annotation, molecular function: protein binding; 3',5'-cyclic-GMP phosphodiesterase activity. The record is from RefSeq and is a predicted model, not a curated record. The coding region runs from base 170 to 3019 and encodes 949 amino acids. Lineage: Eukaryota; Metazoa; Chordata; Actinopteri; Centrarchiformes; Sinipercidae. The transcript is spliced from 20 exons. Gene Ontology annotation, biological process: signal transduction.
GCAAUCGUUUCCACGGGCUCCUCCAUAGACAUCGCUCUCCUCUCUCGCGCGUCACUUUAGUCUGCCUCUCUACCUCCUACCUACCUCAUGGCAGGUGUUUCUCCUAGAGAACUCAGAUAAACUCAAACUGAGUUUAGUCGAUCUUUUUUCGCUUUACUUAAGCGAGGGGAUGCCCUGCCUCCUCUCUGAAGAGCUGGAGUCUAUGGAGCCUGGCAGCGCGACUCGCGGGGCAUCACCUGCCGCUGGGACAGAGGAGUCCUACCGCAGGGAAACAGUUGCUGAGCCGCCGAUGAUGAAAGGAAUGGGCUGGUUCUUCUCCCCGCUGUGGAGUCCCCGCUCCAAGACGCACCGCAGGAGGUUUGGAGACGGUAUGAAGAGCGACCAAGUGGAGGCCUGGCUGGAUGACCACUCCGACUUUACAAGGGCGUACUUUUUACGCAGAGCUUCCGCGGUCAGUGGGCCACAGGCAGAGAUGCCUCCACUGCUGCCCAGGCUUCCCAGGAGUAGCUCUGACCACUCUGACCUGCUCAUGAAGGCUCAUCAUCGCAGAGCUUCUUCUCCACUGACCAGCUCACACUUGAACAUUUCAUCCUUAACAGACAGGCUCAAACCCCUUGCUUCCAAUCUCAGUGCCCCUGAGUGGAUGGAUCGCUCCAGUCCAGAUGUCUUGAGCAGUCACUCCCCUUGCUCUCCCCGCUCUUCACGCUUUUCUUUUUCUCCCUGCCGACCUCUUUCUCCAAUAUGCCCUUGCUCCCCUGACUUAGCCCGCUCCCCUCAGCCUCUGCGUCCCACUGCUACAAAGACUGCAGCCUGUGGCAAUGGUGAGUGCUGCCCAUGGAUGAUGGAGCUCCUGAGAGGAGGUCUCAGCUGGAUGGGCUCCAUAGCAGAGCUCUGCCAGGGGGCUGUCUUGCACACUGGGGAGCUGCUGUCAGCUGAGGGCUGCUCCCUCUCUCUGGUAAAGAAAGACUGUGGUGGAAGGAACACCUUGGAGGAGGUGAUUGCCCCAACAGCGUUGGGGUGCUUGAGCGAAGGCUCAAGGAACUUCUGCAGCCAUGCACACAUGGAGCUGGUGAAAGGUAUCAUGGGAUGUGUACUGGCUACAGGGUCACCAAUGAACCUGAGAGACGCGUCAGAGGACCCCAAAUUCGACUUAGAUGACGAUCAAUCAUCAAAGAUCAGGGCUGUUUUGAGUGUUCCCAUCAAGAACCACAGGGGAGAGGUGGUAGGUGUAGUAGUAGUGAUCAACAGGAGAAAUGGCUGUGAUGGAUCAGUUUCUGUUUUUACCAACAUGGAUGAAAAGGUGCUGUCCAAUCAUAUGGAUGUGUUGGGGAUGGUCCUGGAUAAUGUCCAGCUGUAUGAGAGCUCAAGACAUGAAGCCAAACGCAGUGAGGCCUUGAUAGAGAUGGCACAGGUAUUGUCAAAAGGGCACCAUUCCUUUGAAGUUCUGCUGAGUAAGAUGGCUGCCACCAUCAUGCCCUUCACACAUGCUCAGUACUGCACCAUCUUCAUCCCCGAGCAAACCUCAGUUGUGGAAGACAAGGUUUCAUUCUCCAGAGUGAUCCACCUGGAGUGUGAGGAGCUCGGAUCAACCUGCCAGAUCUACAGAAGGGAGCGUGACAUCAGUGAGAUAGACCCAUCAUAUGCCCUUCGAACUUUGGUUGCUGUGGAAACACUUAAUAUGUCGGAGAGUUCUGAGGAAUCGAUAAACAGUCUGAUCUGCUGCCCUGUCAGAAAUGAGAUGUCUGAAGAUGUUAUUGCGGUGUGCCAGCUGAUGAACAAAAGGAGCAGAGACUCCGAUGAGAUGGAAGCCUUUAACAGAUAUGAUAAGCGCCUUCUAGAGGACCUGGCGGUUUACUGUGGCCUAGCCCUGCAGUAUGCUCAGGCUGUGCAGAUCACUGAGGAGCGGAGGGCCAGUAUAGAGGUCACACAAGAGGUUCUUGCCUACCACAUCACCGCAGCAGAGGAGGAAAUACAAAUAUUGCAGGAAGCUACUAUUCCUUCUGCUGAAUCACUGCAUGUUCUAGACUUCCAAUUCUCUGAUUUUGGUCUGCCAGAAGACCUGACCACUCAGGCCACCAUUCGCAUGUUCCUGGACCUCAAUUUGGUGCAGGAUUUUAACAUUGAUUACAAGAGUCUCUGCCAGUGGGUUCUGACUGUGAGACGUGGCUACAGGAACAGCGUUCCUUAUCACAACUGGAACCAUGCACUGAGCACUGCUCAGAGCAUGUUUGCUAUGCUCAUGGCCACAGACCAACUCCAGACAAUUUUUUCCCGUCUGGAGAUCUUAGCAUUGAUGAUAGCAACUCUGAAUCAUGAUCUUGACCACAGAGGAGUCAGUAACUCUUACAUAGAAAGGAGUCAACAGCCUUUAGCACAGCUGUAUGGACAUUCGUCUCUUGAAAAUCACCACUACAACCUGUGCCUCUUCAUCCUAAACAACACUGGGAGUCAGAUUCUCAGCAGUCUCUCUUCAGAAGACCACAGAGCUGUACUACAGAUGAUCAAAAGGGCAAUCCUCGCCACUGACCUGACCGUCUACAUGGAGAGAAGAAAAGAGUUCUUUUCUCUCACUAAGAAAAGCAGAGUGAACUGGAGGAGUGAGAAACAAAGAGAUUUACUGAGGUCGAUGUUAAUGACAGCUAGUGAUCUCUCUGCUAUCACAAAGCCUUGGCCUGAACAAAAAAGGAUUGCCAACCUGGUUGCCAUGGAGUUCUUUGCACAGGGGGACAAAGAGAAACAAGAGUUCAAAAUCAAACCCAUUGACAUAAUGAACAGAGAAAACAGCACUCGACUGCCAUACAUGCAAGUUGAAUACAUUGAUGGCAUCUGCUAUCCACUCUACAAGGCUGUAUCUAGACUGUUUGACACCUGCUCCCCACUGCUGAAUGGUUGUAAGAAGAACAGAGAAAACUGGCUGCAUCUUGCGAAGGAGGCAGAGGAAAGAAACAGUGAAAAUAGUAGUAGUGUAACCCUGGAAACUCAUAAAAACAAUGAGGAUGAGACACAGACAGAGGAAUAGAGGACAGGGUAGAAGAUGAAGACACAUGGCUUUGGAAGCAAAAAUGAAUUUUACCCACCUGCACCUGUUGUUCUCCAUCCUCUCUUGGACACAUCUUGACUAAAUAUUGCCUUAGUGCCCACACAGCAGAACUCUGACUACAAAAUGUGUUAAUGGUAAAUACAAUAAUAAUCCUGACUAAUAUAAGCAGUGCUGCAGUUAUGUCCCAAACAACUGGCCAAGAGCAUAUCAUGUAACAAGUCCAGUGUGAAACCUGUCAGCAGUGUCAAGUCUCCCAUAAUUAACAUUGAUCUGUUUCAUUAUUUUUAAAGUACUGAAGCUGCACAAGCUGAGAAAAUUAUAAUUUCCAUACUAUAUCUGCAUUUCUUCUGUACUCUGUACUGAGUUUUAUGAAGAUAAGAUUUAUACUCA